UGGGAAGUUGCAGAAACACCGAGAGAGCACGAGAGAGAGAGAGAGAGAGAGAGAGAGUGGCCGGAAACGAGGAAGAUGGCGAUGCGGUCCCUGCUCCGCAAAGGCCCCGCCCUCGCCCGCGCUCUCGGGUCGCCGGCGUUCCACGCGCCUUCGCCGACGCCGACGCUCCGUCCCAGAUCCCCGACGUUCCAGGCGGUGCAACCGGCGGCGGGGUCUCGAUCCCUGUCGCAGGGUCAAGGCGCAGCGGCGGAGGAGAUGGGAGAAAUACGGCGUCGGUUUGGUGAAGUGGUCAGAGCUGGCAUUGAGGAGGAUGAUAGGACUAGGAAGAAACUUAAGAUGAUCAUGUGGGCAUCCAAUGCUAUUAUUAUCCUCAGCGUGACCUCAAGUCUUCACAUGCUCAACAAUUUCUAGUAAUGAGUAGAUUCUAAGCUGUCUUGGUUGGAACUAUGGUUUUGCUUCAUUGUAAUCCAAGCUAUUUAAGAACCUGUCUAGUAACUCUCAUUUUCUUUAUCCCGAUGUUUUUUUCUUCGCUCGAAAACUUGCAGCUAUCUCCUACAGAAGUUGUCUCUGGUCGAUUAAAAACUUAUACUUUUUCCUAAUAAGUAGGAUUAGUUAGUAUUAAAAUCGAAGUUGGAGUUGGAGUAUGAGAGUGAAUUUAUUGCCAGAUUCUGUCCGA
This is a messenger RNA of Lolium perenne, 676 nucleotides long. RefSeq lists its product as uncharacterized. NCBI's taxonomy places the organism in Eukaryota, Viridiplantae, Streptophyta, Magnoliopsida, Poales, Poaceae. The record is from RefSeq and is a predicted model, not a curated record.